GGCGGUUAAGAAAUAUUUAUUUUCCUAAAACUUUAUUACAAUUAAUAAUAUUCACAUACACACAUAUUCGAUAAGGAAUGGAAACCGGUGUUCAGAUAAAUACUUUUUACGUUUCCCAAAAAAUUUCAAAAAUCAGAUGGAUUCCUGAGCCCUUGGGACCACCAAAGAAAUUUAUUACUGGUAGUUGGGACAAUGCUGGAAAAAAUGCCAUUAAGCUUUGGAAGCUUGUUAAAAAUGUGUAUUUUAAAAAUGAAAACGAGUUUGUUCCUAAAUGUGCUGAUAAAUUUUCUGUCAAAGAAGAUAUAACAGACGUCGUAAUUAUUAAUUCCGAAAAGUUUUUGUUUUCUUCUGACGAUGGUCAUGUUCGUCUUAUGCAUAUUAACGACCUCAAAGAUGAUGCGCAAAUUAUUGAACAAGAAAAAUCUGAAACCCUUCAUAAAAAUCAAUUUAAUAAACCCAGCAGUUGUACAGGAAUUUCCGUUUUUGAUAAAAGUGUGGCAUCAAUAGGAGAAGAUGGGAGAGUUAAUAUUUUAAAUCUUAAUAACUUAAAGAAACAUUAUCAAUUACAACAAAAUGACGAUAGUUCUUUAACAGCAUUAUCAUUUAUUACCCUUGCCGAAUUAUUGGUUGCCAAUAGAAUGGGUAUAAUAAAAGUUCUGGAUACUCGAACAAAAAAUUUAAAUAACCCCCUUAACUUGAUUGUCUCCCUAGAAAAUGAGAAUCGGUCAAAUAUCGCAACAAGUUUAUGUUGGCACCCUACUCAAAAACAUAUUAUAUUCGCUGGUACAGAGGAAGGUUCAAUUACUAUUUGGGAUCUUAGACAACCAAAUUUUCCAGCGUCAUAUUUAAGUGCACACAGUAGCUCAAUAACAGAAAUAAAUUUUGACCGAUCCCAACACACAAAACUGUACACGACAUCUGAGAAUGGCGAAAUGUGGCAGUGGAAUCAAAAUAGUUCUCUUGAUUUACAAUUAAGCUCAACAAAUUUGUCUGACAUGUCGGAAAUUAAUCCAUGGUUAAAUGGUGAAAGAACGAAGUCAAAAAUAAAUGUUACAUCAGUCAUAUCUGGAGUAGGUAAAGCAAUAAAUUCUUUCGAUGCUGUGAAUUCUAAAAUCAUAUGUGGAUGCGAUAGCGAAGCUAUUUAUCAUAUUGACAACAUUCUAGAGAAUAACACAAAUUAACAAUGAAAAUAAA
Condylostylus longicornis is the source of this 1194-nucleotide messenger RNA. RefSeq names its product nucleoporin Nup43 (gene Nup43). Gene Ontology annotation, molecular function: protein binding. The transcript is spliced from 2 exons. Lineage: Eukaryota; Metazoa; Arthropoda; Insecta; Diptera; Dolichopodidae. The record is from RefSeq and is a predicted model, not a curated record. Bases 78 to 1181 code for a protein of 367 amino acids. Gene Ontology annotation, cellular component: nuclear pore outer ring.